AUGCUUGGAGAGGUGAAAUACGAACAAGGACAAUACAAAGAAGCAGGAUCAUUCCACAAAGCAGCUCUUGAAACGUAUCGAAAAACUCUACCGAAAGAUGAUCCAACGUUGGCUGAAAUUUACCAAAAUAUUGGUGCAGUGCAUUGUUCCAUGGCUAACUAUCCGAAAGCACUUGAAUUUUACGAAAAAUCAUUUAAAAUAAGAGAACAAGCUCUGCCUUCGAAUCAUCCCGAUUUGGCUUGUUCCUACAACAACAUCGGUCAAGUGUAUAACAACAUGGGUGACUACUCGAAAGCACUUGAAUUUUACGAAAAAUCUCUUAAAAUAAGAGAAAAAGCUCUGCCUCCGAAUCAUCCCGAGUUGGCUAUUUCCUACAACAACAUCGGUGGAGUGUAUAACAACAUGGGUGACUACUCGAAAGCACUUGAAUUUUACGAAAAAUCACAUAAAAUAAGAGAAAAUGCUUUGCCUUCGAAUCAUCCCGAUUUGGCUAUUUCCUACAACAACAUCGGUCAAGUGUAUAACAACAUGGGUGACUACUCG
Rotaria sordida is the source of this 543-nucleotide messenger RNA. The record is from the annotation of a GenBank genome assembly. Lineage: Eukaryota; Metazoa; Rotifera; Eurotatoria; Philodinida; Philodinidae.